Molecule: messenger RNA, 1088 nt
Organism: Klebsormidium nitens
Lineage: Eukaryota; Viridiplantae; Streptophyta; Klebsormidiophyceae; Klebsormidiales; Klebsormidiaceae
Source: the annotation of a GenBank genome assembly
AUGGUACAACAGGGAGUCCCUCGCAGUCAGCAGAACGAAUAUAACUUGGAGGAAGAAUAUCACUUGGAGGCCUUGAAGGCUGAAACGUUGGCACUCCGGAAGUUCCUUUCAGAGGCAGAGCGGGUAAACUCGAUAAGCAACGCCAAGGAGCUGUAUGACCAGAUCUUGCCGGAGUGGCAUGAGGCGCCGGUGCAAGGCUGUGGCACCCGACUACUAGCAGCCCCUGCGUUCAAGAUGCGGUCGUUCUUGCUGCUGCGGCCAAGGCUGGGGGGAGGCUUUGCGCCCCGCGCUGCAAAGGCUGUACGUGGAGCCGCGCCACGAGGUAUCCGGAUGCGCCGCAGCGCUUCGUUGGGGGUAUCGGGAGGGGAUGAAAGAGGCCAUGAAAGGGCGGCAAUAGAGAACACGGUGUGUCAAGCGGAAGCGGGCCGAGGGGGGCGGGAGGAUCAGGCGGGGAAGAAGGGGCGAAGGGGGUGGGUGGUGGGCAGACGAGCGGGAAUGAUGACGGGAUUCGGUGUCAGGCAAAAAAGAGACGCGGAAGGGCGAUGACAGAGGGACGGCCGAAAAGAUAGUCCGAUGGGGGAGGAGCAGAGCCCAUGUGGUGUUCUGAGGGUGCUCGUGUGUGCAGUGCGGAAUUUUGGGCAAAAGGGAGCCGAUCGGAAUGAGUUCAUGCGCUUUGAAAACGGCUGCAUAAUUACCGCCUUCGACCCGCACUGGUUGCACGUACUUCAGCGACUCCCGUUGUGACCUGCGUGCUGUCAUUUCAGCUGCAAUAGAUGGCGCUGAGGACCAAGAGCAGAUGACAUUCGAAGGGCCAAAAAUAGAGGGGAACACGGCAGUUUCGCGAAUCGUGCUGCCAAAAGUAGCACCAAGGUAGACUUACAUUUAAAAGCAACAUACUAGCUCCGUUUGACGUGCAAGCGCACGGCUAAUGACAGCAACGACGAGCCGGACAAGAAAAGCCGUGGACGUGCAUAGUUGCGGCGUCAGAUCUGAAUCCUUAAUGAUAACAGUAAUCGGAACUGAGACUUCGCAUGCAAUGAUCCAUCUGACAACUAACUUCUAAACAUGGAAUUGCCCGUCAGCAAAAC